AUGUCUACUAUAACAAUAAAACAGACAGCGCCUUCUUUAAGUGACCAAGUUGCUCUACCGGGAAUUGCUGAGCUACAUGCCCUCUCAGCUGGCCAUUUGACCCUUCCAGAGAAGUUCUUUGUCCAUCCGGCUUCCGAUAGUUCUCGAAGAACGGUACCUUCAUUAGCAUUCCUUAUCCAACAUCACCAUCCAAUUACCGGAAAAAUCACUAGGAUUGUUUUUGACUUAGGGCUGAGGCGUGAGGUUCGACGGUAUUCAGAAGCAAUACAACGUCAUGUGUCAACGAGGCAGCCUCUGACAACAGAUCCGGAUGUGGUCACGAGUCUAGCAGCAGGAGGACUAAGCGCCGAUGAUAUCGAUUACAUAGUUUAUUCUCAUGUACACUGGGACCAUAUCGGCGAACCGAGGGACUUUCAAAAAAGCACCUUCGUGAUAGGUCAUGGGGCGUGGAACCUGUUCAAGCCAACGGCAGCGUCUUCCUUGAGAGGAAGUCACUCUUUUUUCGAACCCGGAAUAUUACCAGAAGAAAGAACAGUAGAGCUCCAUGACCCAGAAGAUGCCUCUUCUUGUGAAAAGAAACCCCCGAUUUCUGGGGAUGCAAACUUUGAGCAGGCCUGGGCGACAAUUCCAGAAAUGGACAUGAGAGUUCUUGAUAUAUUCAAUGAUGGAACAGUAAAAAUCGUCCAUGCCCCGGGGCAUCUUCCAGGACAUAUAAAUUUGCUGGUCAAGACUGGUUCUGGUGCUCAAAUCUAUCUAGCUGGGGACGCAUGUCAUGACAGGCGGAUUAUGCGCAAGGAGCUUGAGAUAGGAGAAUGGCUUGACACUGCAGGGCAAAUCUGUUGCAUUCAUGCCGACCGAAAGAAGGCAGAGGAGACAAUUGAAAAGAUUAGACAAUUGGAAAGCAGCGGGGUGGAGGUUAUAUUCGCACAUGAUAUUGAGUGGGAAGAGAAUGUAGAGAAUAAGGCUCGAUUUUGGGGCUCUACUGUUUAUUUAAUAUUACCUCAAUUACACACUACCACUCAAAACUUUGUUGGGUUAAAUAUGUCUUCAGAAUCGCUCAAGAAUAAAUUCAUUGCCGAAAAUGGCGAACAUGCCUGGCACGAUGGCUGGGAAAGUAUCCUUGCACUCAGCCCACAGCUCUUCAAUGCCAGUCUUGAUCUGCGAGGGAUUCCAAAACGAGCCGGACAUCGACAUUUAACUCGAAAGACUCAGUCGCUGAUUGCAUUAGCCGUCGACAGUGCGGCUACUCAUCUUUAUGCGCUUGGUGUUCAAGAACAUAUCCAGACAGCUCUCCAGGAAGGUGCAACAACGGCAGAGAUAAUCGAGGUUAUUGAGUUAACAUCUACUCUCGGUAUCCACGCCUGUAACAUCGGGGUACCUUUACUAGCAGAAGUUCUGAGAGAAGAAAACUACCCAACGGGAUUGGCGACCCCUUUCGAUGCCCGUCAGGAGCAGCUCAAAACUGAAUUCACUAAGAACCGCGGGUAUUGGCACACGUUCUGGGAGGAUUUUCUACGGCUUGAUCCUGAUUUCUUCGAGGCGUACUUGAAGUUCUCGUCCGUGCCAUGGACGAAGAAGACAGAACAUGGUGAAAAAGGAGCCUUGGAGCCGAAGAUAAAAGAACUUGUUUACUGCGCAUUUGAUGCCGCUGCAACACAUCUCUACGUUCCCGGACUAAAGCUUCACAUGAAGAAUGCGUUGGGGUACGGAGCUUCGCCGCAAGAAAUUAUGGAAGUGUUGGAGAUCGCCACAGCAUUGAGUCUCCACACGGCGAAUGUAGCUGCCCCGAUCUUGGAGAAGGAACUGGCAAGAAAAUAA
Messenger RNA from Talaromyces rugulosus, 1818 nucleotides. RefSeq lists its product as uncharacterized. The record is from RefSeq and is a predicted model, not a curated record. The coding region runs from base 1 to 1818 and encodes 605 amino acids. Lineage: Eukaryota; Fungi; Ascomycota; Eurotiomycetes; Eurotiales; Trichocomaceae. Gene Ontology annotation, molecular function: peroxiredoxin activity. The transcript is spliced from 4 exons.